CUGAACGCAACAGCUGCGUGCAUCAAACUACACGUGAAGUAUCUAGUUUUUUACGGCACACGUCACUUCCAUCAAAGUACAUCGUAGAAGUUACACUUGACAACGUGCUCCCGACUUUGUACUUCACCAACAUGGACGGCAAUAGAAAGACACUAAAAUAUUCAGAGGGAGCGACCGAAGCUUCGGAAGCAAGUGGGGUGUCCUCUCUGGCCUCAUGUUUGGGACGUGUUGGAUGGUGUGUACCGCUCAGCUAUCGCAUUGAACUGCUUCAACUCUUCAAGCUAGCCGGGCCAGUGAUCAUUUCCCAGUUGAUGGUGUUUAUGAUCGGCAUCGUCAGCACAGUGUUCUGUGGCCACCUGGGGAAAACAGAACUGGCAGCAGUGUCAUUAUCAAUAGCGGUGGUUAAUGUCACUGGGAUUUCCAUUGGCACUGGUUUGUCCAUGACUUGCGAUACCCUCAUAUCUCAGACAUAUGGGAGCGGUAACCUGAAGCGCGUGGGAGUGAUUCUCCAGAGGGGCAUUCUAAUUCUGCUGUUGGCUUGCUUCCCAUGCUGGGCUGUCCUCAUACAAACUGAACCUCUUCUACUGGCUGUCAAACAGAGCCACGAUGUUGCCAGACUGUCACAACUUUACGUGAAGAUCACCAUGCCUGCUUUGCCGGCGGCAUUUAUGUACCAGCUACAAGGCAGAUAUCUUCAAAAUCAGGGAAUAAUUUGGCCUCAGGUCAUAACGGGUGUAAUUGGAAACAUCCUAAAUGCAGUCAACAACUACAUCUUCCUCUAUCCACUCAAUUUGGGAGUUGCUGGAUCCGCAGCUGCCAACACGAUCUCACAGUACGUGUUGGCCGUGGUCUUGUUUGUUUACAUUUGCUGGAGAGGUUUGCACAAAGCGACAUGGGAAGGUUGGUCACUGGACUGUCUUCAAGAGUGGGGGCCCUUUGUCAAACUGGCCAUACCAAGCAUGCUCAUGCUUUGUCUUGAGUGGUGGAUGUUUGAAGUGGGAGGGAUCCUUGCUGGUUUAAUUAGUGAGGCAGAGCUAGGAGCUCAAGCUAUAAUAUAUCAGCUGGAAACUGUAGCUUUUAUGUUCCCACUUGGAUUGUCUGCUGCUGCCAGUGUUCGAGUGGGGAAUGCUCUUGGUGCAGGAAACAUUGAACAGGCCCAACUGUCUUGCAAAGUUCCUAUCAUCUGUGCAUUCAUAAUGGCCUGUUUCGUGGGAGCUAGUCUCAGCCUUUGCAGGAAUGUCAUUGGAUACAUUUUCACCACAGAAGAAGAAAUUUUGAAAAGGGUUGCUGAUGUAGUGAUGAUUCUCAGCUUCAUGCAUCUCGCUGAUGCUGUUGCGGGAGUGAGUGGAGGUGCCAUUCGAGGAGCGGGGAAACAAAAGAUUGGCGCUGCAUGUAAUCUGGUGGGAUACUACAUCAUUGGCCUUCCCAUCGGUGUGUCCUUAAUGUUUGCAGCAGGAAUGGGCAUCAUAGGAUUUUGGACAGGACUUACUGUUUGUGUGUUGAUGCAGUCUAUUUUCUUCAUCAUAUUUUUGUAUAAGCUUGAUUGGAAGAAGGUUGCUGAAGAGGCACUCUUGAGAGCUGGAGUCCAGGUCAAGGUUGAUCAGGACAUGUCCCAAAUGAAAGAUUUAGACUCGCACGCCAAAGUGGGUAAGGCUUAUGACACGGCUUUCAGUUGUGAGAGCGCUGAAGAGGUCCAAAACCCCCAAGAGUUUCCUGACCAACAUAAGGUUGGAAUCACCAUAGUUGGAGAUGUUCUCUCACUACCACAGCUGCUGUUGCGCCGUGGCUUGACUUUAUUUUUAAUGGUUGUCAUCCUUGUGGUCGGAAUAUUAGCCAAUCAAUUUUUCACUGAAAGGCUGAAAUGAUUCUUUGCCUGGUUUGAUUGCUCAAUCAUCUCCUAAAGCAGUGGUUCUCAAUUGGUUUGAUUGGGGACCUACCAUCACUCCUAAUGACAAGCAGCCAUCCAAAUGGUGGAUUAUUUUACAACUCAAAAAACAUGUACCGUAUUUUUUGGACUAUAAUGCGCACGUAAAAUCCUUUCAUUUUCUCAAAAAUCGAAAUAUUAUAACCCAGUGCGCCUAAUGUACGGAGUAAUUCUAUAAGAGAUACGUGUAGACUGCAAUAUGGUGCCAGUAAACAACAUCAAAACUUUAAAUGUUCCAUUGAAAAUAAAGAAUAUUACACACGGCACUCAAAAAUCUGUCAACAUGUUUUAGUAUGACUUUGAAGCCACAUCGCUUGAUGGAUUGUCGGCCCAUUACAGCUACCGUAGUCAGAGAUACAAGUAUUACUAUGAUGUGUGUAUAAGGACCGCAAAAUGGCACCCAUUAGCUGACAUAUUAUCUAAAGUUUUGUUUCGUAAUAUUAGGAAAAAAACCUUUUUUUUUCCUUCUGGUACCUGCUGAUUUGUAUUUGGGAUCUGCAUAAGUCCUGAAAAUGUGCGCAGGUCCGCUACUGUCGUCCACACCGAUACCGUAGUUGAUAAGCUUCUUGUUUUUCUCUAUUUUCCAUUUUUUUUCUGCUGUUGCCAUUUCUAAUAUAAAGUAGCGUAAAGUUCUAACUUAUUACGCUAUGGAAGCGCUAAAAACUACCGGUGUAGUGGGUUUACAUAAUCCACGAAUAUUUAGUUAUUAGAGAGUUCCGGUCGGACGUUUUUUCACAGGACACAUUUCCGGCGUUGUUGCACUAGUGAGCCAUGGAUGAGGAAAUGCCGCUGCGUUAUUGAUUUAAGUAAAGUCUGAAUGUCAUUAUAACAGUUAUCUCCAUCUUUUGUCACUUCUUCAACUCCCAUCCUUGCACAUUACACCGCUACAACAAAGAUGACCGGGAGAAAACGGUGCGGAAAGUGAGCCACGUAAAUAAGACCGCGCACAAAACUGCUCACCCUGAAGCAACUGUCAGAAAGCGUCUUGAUGAUCUGUAAAAUAUAAUCUAUGCAACAUUUUGACCAAAGAACCACCAUUACAUGUUAUGUAGACUACAGGAUAGUAUUUUAAAUUUAGGAAAAAUUCAUAAUAUGACCCCUUUAAUGCACCUUAUAAUCUGGUGCGCCUUUUGUAUGCAUUAAAAAAUUGUGUAACAAUAGUAUUUACUGUUAGAAUCGGCCCUCUGGGGCCAAACAUAAUUGUGACGUGGCCCUCAUUGAAAACGGCUUUGACACCUCUGACUUAUAUUGUCAGAGGGCCUAUCGUGGGUAACACCUUUACAAUUACUCAAUAUGCCCAAACACCUUUUCGUGUUGUGUUGCGCAGUUCUUAUUUUGAUUGUGCAGAAAUAAGAGACGCACUGUUGUUCAUUGCUGCCUGUGUUCAUGAUAAAGACGUGACUUUAUUGUCAAAGGUAAAGUGCAUUUACGUUGAAAUGAAGUGUUUUACUUUGUACUGCUGUCAACUUGUUUGAAUGCCUUUUGAGUCAAGUGUGGAGAUAAUUGGUUCAAUUUUACCUCCAUUGUUUAUGGAUUAGUAUAUCACGGUACAUUUUUGGUGUACUUUUUACCUUUGUUUUCACCCUCUUUUAGUGCCCUUAUGCACUUAAUUAUGUCCAUCCUUUGUAACUGAGCUAAUGUGUGGAACAAUUUCUCUUGUGAAUUAUUUGUCUAAAUCUAAGCCUAACUAGUCACUUGAUAGCAAUUGUAACUGUAAUUUAUGUGUUUUAUCGCUAGAUGGCUCUAGAGACUACAUAAUCCCCCUGUCAAUGUUUUUAGUCUUACAAACUGUUUGAUCUGUACUUAAGUUUCAUGCCAAUGUCAUUCUUUCUAUGCAUUUGUCAAGAACACACACACACACAACAACACACAUCUACUCAAGACGUCAAAUUAAUUAAAGGACUCUCUGGCUAAAA
This is a messenger RNA of Nerophis ophidion (straightnose pipefish), 3840 nucleotides long. Its product is annotated as multidrug and toxin extrusion protein 1-like. The transcript is spliced from 16 exons. Gene Ontology annotation, molecular function: antiporter activity; xenobiotic transmembrane transporter activity. The coding region runs from base 132 to 1865 and encodes 577 amino acids. NCBI's taxonomy places the organism in Eukaryota, Metazoa, Chordata, Actinopteri, Syngnathiformes, Syngnathidae. Gene Ontology annotation, cellular component: membrane. Gene Ontology annotation, biological process: xenobiotic detoxification by transmembrane export across the plasma membrane. The record is from RefSeq and is a predicted model, not a curated record.